UCUAAUGAAAAUAAUAAUAUUAUUAACAGUUGAAUAAAAAAUAUUAAAAAUGGACAUGCAGUCGUUGUUUAUGAGUCAAGCUUCGUUUCUUAUUUUAGAUAAAUAUGAAAAUGAAUUUGAAACAAUCAGUAUUUUACAUAAUCUACCGGAGGAGAAAAGAAUAUCACAAACAGAUAUAUCGAAAGAUUGGUUGAGCUCAUUAAGUGUUAACGAGAAGGAAGACCAAAAUACAGCUGUUAAAAGCUCAGUUCACUACAGAGAAAUAGGGAAUAGAUUCUUUGCAUCAAACAAUGAAAGACGCAAUGUAGUAGCUGCCACUAAUUUAUAUACCAAAGCUAUUUUCGCUGCUCCUGAGAAAAGUGAAGCUCUUGCCUUAGCACAUGCUAAUAGGGCAACCGCUUUACAGGAACUAGGUUAUUACCAGCAAGCAUACGAUGAUUGUGAAUGCGCGCUAGAGGAAGGUUAUCCUUCGCAUCUCAUACACAAGGUAUUAACACGUCAAGCAUAUUGUGCAUGGAAAUUAAAAGAUGUUGAUCGACUAUCUACGCAUUUAGAUGCAUUAAGUGAAAAGAAGCUAAAUGAAAGUUUCAUGGACAAAUAUAAACAAUUGCGGAAUGGUUUAAAUGAAUUACUAAAAAAUAAAAAUACAGAAGAAUCAUCGAAGCAGUGCAAAGAAGUUGUAUUAGAAAAGAAAUCACAACAAAUCAAAACUUCACUUGACGAACGUGGACGGUAUAUGGUUGCCUCAGAAGACAUUGGUGAAAAUGAAGUAGUUUUUGUAGAACGUGCGCAGUCGAUUUUGCCCGUAAAUAGAUUUAAAAUUUGCCAGCAAUGCGCAGCAACCUUAAUAAUACCAUUUCCAUGUCGCUUCUGUUAUAUGCAAGUCUUUUAUUGUUCCUUAGAGUGCAAAAAACUUCAUAAAAACAUACACAGUUAUGAGUGCGUAGGUUAUCAAAAGCAGCUAUUUGGUCAUGUUGGCAUAGCACAUUUGGCUAUGCGUAUUAUGCUUGAGGGAUUGCCUCAAUUUGCAAGAAAUUUGGAAUGUACUAAUGCAAAGGAAAUAUGGGAAAGUCUAAUGAAUUCUAAUAACUUAAAAAACAUUGAAUAUGUUCAAAGUUUAAAUAUGAUUACCCACUUAGGAGAAAUGGCUAAAGGUGACAUUGUAUGGUUUGCUUUAGUAGCUGAUUUACUUGUGACUUAUCUCGACGAAUAUACAGAAUUUUUCAAUAAUUUUUCAAAGACUGCAGCUUGUUUAAGUGAUUGGAAAUUAGUGACUGGUGCACUUAUAUUACGACAUAUUGGUCAAUUAAUUGUGAAUGGUCACACAUUUUGUUCAAUUGUGGCUAUGCCUACUAAUCAGAACGACAAUAUGGAGUUUACCCUAUUAUCCGAUGACAUGUGGAAUGGAGCAUAUAGAUUGAAACUUGGAUUUUUACAUAAGUUUUGUAGUUAUGAGGAAACAGCUGCUGCGAACCUUCCAUACUUAAGUAUUUGCAAUCACGCAUGCAUACAAUCGUUCCAGUCAAAGUUUUCUGGACGUUAUGUCCAAACACACGCUACAAAUUUCAUUCCUAAAAACAAAGAGAUCUUUAAUUGUUAUACCCUGGACUAUCGGAAAUCAAAACAGAAACAUAGAUCUGAAGACUUGAAAGACGUAUAUAAAUUUAAGUGCAAAUGCAUAAAGUGUGACACUAAAAAUCCUGACAAAGACUAUGAAGCUUUUCAUCAAUAUCGAUGUGAAAAUACUGAAUGCCGUAAGAUAUUCGUACCAAAAAUGCCAAAUUCAAAUACACUUAAUUGGUGGGAUUCUAUUGAUGAGCUGGACUCUAAAAAUGCCAUCAAGUGUAGUAUAUGCCGCUCUAAACAAAGUUUUGAAUGGUUCAAUAUUAUUAAGAAUCUGUUGAAAGUAAUGUACUCCAGAUCAUCGAGGCACUUACUUUUUGAAACUUUCCGAAAAUUGGACAAUGUUUUAAUUGAUUAUCACGAAAUGAAAUUAUUUUUUGCUUAUGCAAUAGUAAGCGGCUGCUUCAAUUAUAUUGAUGGUAUUGGUGAUAACAGCGGCGAUCAUUUAGGCGCUGAAGAAUUUCCUAAACUAGUUGAUGUGCUUAAACUUUAUUUAAUUGGCGUAGCUAAGCAAUGUCGAUAUAAUUCAAUUGAAUAUGUGGCAAACAUGACAUACUUGUGGGACUUGAUUGCAAUAGGUGUAUAUAAAUGCGACAAUGUUGAAAUGAGAAAAAUGUUGGAUUCACUUGAGAUGGUUUCUGAUGAAAUCAAAUUAAUUUUUAUGCACUAUUACGAAGAUCAUUUAAAGUACACUAUUAACUAACCAGAAUGUAUUCCUUUAUUUGUUAAUAUAACGCAUUAUUGCAAUUAAUCGAUUAAAUAAUCAUAAAAAUGUUGAUAAUUGGGCUUCAGAGUUACGAA
Teleopsis dalmanni is the source of this 2424-nucleotide messenger RNA. RefSeq names its product SET and MYND domain-containing protein 4-like. The transcript is spliced from 5 exons. NCBI's taxonomy places the organism in Eukaryota, Metazoa, Arthropoda, Insecta, Diptera, Diopsidae. Gene Ontology annotation, molecular function: protein binding. Bases 50 to 2326 code for a protein of 758 amino acids. The record is from RefSeq and is a predicted model, not a curated record.